AUGAAAAUAAUAUCGAAUAUUCCAAUAUCGUCAACCUCAAUAUUUGAAGAUUCAGAAAAAAUAGUUCCAAGUGUAGAUACAAGUGUGGAUGUACUUUGGUAUCUACAAUAUCAAAAAUUAAUACCUUUUGAAUUUAAUGAUACUCAAACAUCAUUUUAUUGCACUAAAGAAUACACAACAGUGAUUACAUAUAAUUUCUCUUUCUUUAUUUUUUUUUUUUUUUUUUUUUUUUUUUUUUUUUUUUCUAUUUUUCAGCACCUAAGGGAGAGAACAAUUAAAAUCGCACAGGCAACAUUUUUUUCGUUUUUUUAUCUUUUUUUUUUUUUUUUUUUUUUUUUUUCAAAAAACCCACAAACAACAAACAAUAAUAAAUUAUUUUGGAAAGUUUUUAAAAAUUUAUAUUUAUUAAAUAAUAUAUUAAAAAAUAAAUGUUGUCAUAAAAGUAAAAAAUUUAAAACUAUUACAUCAAUAGGUUCAAUGUUAAAACAUAAACAAUAUCAACUGUUGAUAUAUAAAUUAAAAGUAAAUGAAAAUUUGUACUUAAAGAGUGCAUAUGAAAAUGAUAAAAUCAUGAAUCAAAUAAAAGAUAUAGAAGUAUUCAAAGAGAUAUAUUCAUUAUUACUUUUUAAAGGUUAUCGAGAUGUUAAAAAUUUAUUUGAUACUAUCUGGGGCAUAAAAUCAGUAGAUUUAUUUGAUAUUCAUUUAAAAUAUCAUCCAGAAGAAUUACAAACCUAUAUUCCAUCAAUGAUAAAAUCAAUCUUUCGACUUAAUCACCCAAAAUUGUUAAUGAGAGUUUUAGAUUAUUAUGAACAAUACCUCAAUGAUAAUAAACCAUUCACUUUAACAAAAAUCGAAAGAAAUUAUUUCAUUAUGGACUGUAUUUCAUGUAAUGGCUUUGAAGAUCUUGACAAUCAUGAAGAAAUUAAAGAAAAGAUUAAAAUAAUAUUGAAUAUUCCAAUUUCAACAACAUCAAUAUUUAGAGAUCUAUGUGAUCUUGAGAUAUUUUCAAGAACAGAUACAAAUGUGAAUGUACGUUUUAAUAAUAUUCGAACGUCAUUUUAUUAUCCAGCAGAAAAUUUAGGUCACAAUAUUAAAAUACCACACAAACCAUUACUACCAAAAUUUGAAAAAAUUAGAGAGUCAGUUCGUCAUAAAGAUAUGGUUUCAAGUUUUUGUUAUGGAUUUGAUAAAUGUAUUAAGGAGCACAUAGAAGAUGUUAAAGGAGAAUUAGAGUAUAUCUCUACAUCAAUUAAUUCAGUUUUAUUAUAUUUUAAAUUAUAUUAUUGCAACUAUUAUUAUGGAGGUAAAUCAAAAAGUAUACCAACAUCUAUUCAAACUCAAAUUGAUAUAAUAAUUCAAAAUAAUAAACAUAGACGUUGUACGCUAUAUCAAUCAAUUAAACAAUUAUUUCAACUAUUAAUCAAUGAAACUGAAUCAAUUGUUUUAUAUGCAUGUUAUUUAAAAGAAUAUAAUGAACCAAUUGAUAAUAUUGAACCUGAUGAAGAAAUGAUAAUAGUAUUACUCUAUUUCAUGACAAAAACCUAUAACACCAAUAUAUUAAAGUUUCUAUUGAAAAAACAUAUAAAAAUCAAUUUAAAAAAAUCAGAAUUAGCCAGUAUUAGUAGAUCAUUUCUCAAUAUUUUAUUCAAAGAUAAUCAAAUUAAUAAAAACAAUAUUAAUAAAUUCAACAAAAUCUACAUAUCACAAAAAUCAAUCAUUAUAGAAAAUAUUGAUGAAAGGCUAUUAAAUAAUAUAAAAUCGAAAAAGGAGCAGGAGGAUAUAGCUUUAGGUGAUAAACAGUUGAAUUCCAUUUUAUGUAGUAAAUCAUCAUCGAAAUGGAAAGAAAUUACAUCAAAUCUAAUUGAUAAUGAUAAGAUUGUUACAAUUAAAGAUAAAGAAACAAUCGAUUGGUUAUCAGAUAUAGAAACAGGUGGUGGUUGUAGUAUUUUAAAUAUAAGAAAUGCUUUACAUUCAAAAUUAAAACAAAUGAAACUUGAUUUUAGUACAUCAGAAUUAUUAGAAUAUGCAAGAAUCAAAUUUAAGCAAGUAAUUCCAAUUUUAGAUUCAAAUAAAGAGUUGUGUAAUAUUCACAUUUUACGUACUCAUGAUGAUAUUGUAUCAUUAAUCAAUCGUUUAAACCAAUCAAACUUUAAUGAUAAUGAAAAUUUAUUUAAAUAUUAUAUGAUUCAACUAAUUCAAUUUGGUUCAAGAAAUUCAAUUAAAUAUCUAAGAUUAAUUUGUGAUUCCACUGACGAAUUUUAUUCAGGUUAUGAUGGUUUGGGUGGUUUAGUAGUUAGUAUUUUCGAUUAUAAGGUUAUUAAGUUUUUUACAAACUCAUACUCCUAUAAUGCAGAUGUUUCAGAGGAUUCACUUGGUUAUUAUCAAAAUGAAGAAUUCAACAAAUACAAAAUACCAACUCAACAAACAUGUCAAAUAAUCAAUCUUACUAAAAUUAAAGUUAAAGUUAAUCUCUUUCAAUAUGAAACCUCUAAUUUAUUUCAAACAUUUAUCAAACUUUUAAAUUUUGAAGGUGUUCAAUUUAUUCUUGAUAAUUUAAAUGGUAAACAUUUAGAAUUAAAUACAGAACCAUUUCAAGAUGGUUUUCAUGAUAGAAUCUAUACAUGCAAAUAUUUAUAUAAAGAUUUAAUUGAAAUGAUUCAAUUUUUAAUCGAUAAAUUCAAAGAUGGUCAAUUAUCAUUAUCAAAUUUAUCAUUGAUAUUGAAUUACUUAUUUUUAAAGUUAAUUAGAGUCAAUAAUUUAACAAUUGAUCAAAUCAAAACAGCUCAUCAAUUAAUAUCAAACUAUAUUAAAAUAGAUAGUUCAAAACACACAUCAUACUAUUAUUUAAAAACAUUAUCACCAAUUAUUGAAUCAUGUAUUACAAUUAUUAAAGAUCCUGCAAAUGGUUUUAAAAAAGGAACACCAUUCUGUGGUUAUAAUAUAGAUGCAUCAGUGUAUACAUUCAAAAAUAUAUUUAAAAAUAGAAAUAAUAACGAUUUAAACCAAUUUAUCGAUUCAACAAUCAUAGAUAUUGUAAAAGAUGGUUUUAAUAUGGAAAUAUUUUCCAAAAUGUUAUAUAAUAAUAAUAAUAAUCCAAGAAUUAAUUUAUUUUUACAUUAUUUCGAAAUGGAAUUAGAAAAAAGAAAAACAAAUGAAAUCAAAAAACCAUUUUUAGAUUAUAAACUAUUGAAGCUAAUAAUUAAAACAUUUGAUUUAGAAUCAUUUAUUAAAUUAGAUAAUUUAUUACAAAAAUAUGAAAUCUAUUUGAGAAGAGAUAUUCAUAAUGUUGUUAAUGGUGAACAAGAGGAUGCAAAUGAUGAUGGUGAACAUGUAAAUUCAAUAACCAAACAAUUGGAUGAAUAUGGCAAACCAUUAUCAACUAAUAUGGUUGAAUGGUUUGGUACAAUUAUAUACAAAGAUUAUUCAGAUUAUCAAGAUAUUAUAAAUCACUUAUUUAAUAAAUAUAAACACCAAUUAGAACCAUAUAUAUAUUACUAUAAAUUAAAACUUUUAAAUCAAAAUCUGGUUAAGACUAUUAGUUAA
Molecule: messenger RNA, 3543 nt
Organism: Dictyostelium discoideum AX4
Lineage: Eukaryota; Evosea; Eumycetozoa; Dictyosteliales; Dictyosteliaceae
Exons: 4
Coding region: 1-3543 (1180 amino acids)
Source: RefSeq, a predicted model, not a curated record